AGCGGAGGCGCCGGAAGUGCUCCGGGGAGCGGGCGGUUUGACUUUCCCCGCGGCCGAGAGACACAUCCUGAAAGUUUUUAAAAGUUCAGAUCUCAGGUUGAAAUUGAAUGCUAAUUGUACUACGUAAUGAAGCGGAAUGGCACAUCAUGAUCAAUCCUCCCAGGAGCUUUGUCUGAUUGAUAGGAAUAUUACCAGCUUGUCAGCAGUACCAAUCAACUCGAAAGUUCAAUCACUCAACCUUCACUGCAAUCAAAUCUCCAAACUCGAAGGCCUCAGCCACUUGUGGCAACUGAGACAUCUCGAUCUCUCCUCCAAUCAAAUUGUUCGCAUUGAAGGACUGGGGAACCUAAUAUCCUUGCGUACCCUUAACCUGUCUUGUAAUCUGAUAACCCAAGUUGAAGGACUCAAUGGACUCGUCAAUUUAACGAAGCUGAAUUUAUCUUACAAUGGCAUUACAGAUUUAAGUGGAUUUUUGUAUCUUCAUGGUGCUGGACACAAGUUAAGUUUCCUUGAUCUUCACAGUAAUUGCAUUAGUACCUUUGACCAUUUGCUCCAGUGCAUGACGGGAUUGUGCUGCUUAUCAGACCUCACACUGGUGAAGGAUGGAAGAGGCAACCCAGUAUGUCAAACACCAGGUUACAGAGAACUCUUGCUCCAAUCUUUACCCCAACUGGCUCUACUUGACGGGAUAAGUCAUUCUGGUAAACGUGUUCAUUCAAGUGAAGGAGGCCCCUUAGAUAUACCUGGUUUGGAGGACUAUGCAGAGUAUUUGGUAUCAUCAGACUCCAGUGUAAAUCCAGAAAAGGCUUCGGUAGAACCUCAGUUGACCACUCCACGAAUAGAUGAGGUACUUGCUCAGUAUCACCAGCGCACUACAGUACCUGAUCCUGCAGCAACAAUGUCUGACACUGAGGCUAGUUCUUCACCAAAACAGACUAAAACUGCUGUCAGUCUGUACAAUGAAAUAAGAAUAAAGAAACUGGAGCAACAGAUUUCUCAACUGUUACAACAGGUUCCAACUGCUUCAAGCACACUUAAAGCAAAGCGAGAUAUUGAUCACAGUUCGGGAAGUGAAAUUGAGAACUGCAAAGAAAAUCACAAGAAGGGAACCAGACGCACAAAGCUUCAGGGUUAUCAACAAAUGACUGAAACUUCCAAGCGACGAAGUGGCACACUGCAGAGGAACAAGAAGUCUGAGAGUGACCAUGAACAACCUCGUGGAAGGAAAUUGAAAUCUUCAAAUACUCAACCCACCAGAAGAGAAGAUUUGUCUGGCAGUUCAUCCAUAGGAUCUCGAAAAUCGUCCACAUCACAAACAAUUGAACAAGGAACACAGGACAGCAAGAAAACCAAUGUAGCUGAAGAGUCUACAUAUAGGGCACUUAUUCAAGAGUUGGAUCUUGAACGAGAGAAGAGAUGGAAGGCUGAGCAGGCAGUGAAACCAUUAAUGGAGCACAUAAAAUCUUUGCAAAAUCAAGUAAAUGAGAAACAGGAUGUUCGUGACAUAGCUGUACACACUACUGACAGGUUAAAAGAUCUACUUUUGAAAGAGAAGGAAGCUAAAAAACAACUAGAGGUCCAUGCUGCAGAAUUAAGAAUAAAAGUUGAAGAACUUACAGAGGAGCUGGCAAAUUCCAGAAGCUCUGAGAAAGAACAACGCAAAGUUUUGAAAUCACUUGAAGAAACUAUUUCAAAGACUGAAGCACGAAGACUGCAGCACAAGACUAUGGAGAUGAAACGAAUUCAAGAAGCAGAGUUGAAGGCUUCAGUAGCCCAUAGGGAAGUGGAGCUACUGCAAAUCGCUCUCCGUCAAGAGAAGGAAAAAGUGCAUCAGCUGCAGGAGCUUCUAACAUCCAGAGAGCAGGAACACAGGAAGGAGGUAGACUCGAGAGUUACGCUGAGUGGACCGGAGUUUCGAGAUGCUUUAUCCAGAGAGCUAGCAAAAGAAGAAGAAAGACACUCUCAACAAUUAAAAGAAUAUCAAGAAAAAAUCAAUGUAUUAAACCAACAGUACGUUAAUCUGGAGGAUGAGUUCCGCGUGGCUCUCACCAUUGAAGCAAAUCGAUUUAAAGAGGUAAAGGAUGGCUUUGAUCAUGUUGUAGCAGAACUAGCCGACCACAAACAUACUCUUGCUCGGUCACAGCAGAAGGAGAAACAAUCCAGAAAAUUGAUUCAGGAGCUGACUGCUAUGGUCAAAGAGCAGAAAGCUAAGAUAGCUGAACUGGCAAAAUCCAAACAGGGGACAACCUCGGAACUUAAGAGCCGUAUUCGAACACUGGAACAUGUAGCUGAAGAAGACAAGAAAAAAACGGUUCAAAUCGAACUUCUUAAACUGGAAAAAUCUAAACUGAUUUCACAGCUAACUGCCCAAGAAUCAGUGAUUGAUGGUCUCAGAGCUGAAAGAAGGAUCUGGGGACAAGAAUUAGCUCAACAAGGCUCUUCCCUGGCUCAAGACCGAGGAAGACUUGAGGCAAGGAUUGAAGUGCUAACUUCAGAGAUUGAAUCGAUUAAAAAACAAAAUGUACGCGAUAUUGAUGCUUUGAAGAUAAAAAACAAAAUAGUAGAUGAUCAAACAGAAACAAUCAGAAAACUGAAAGAGGGUUUGCAAGAAAGAGACGAACAAAUCAGGAAAGUUCGUGAGGAGAACCUCCAGACACAAAGGAGGUUUCAGGAACAAUUGGACGAUGAGGCUAUAAUAUCACAGGAUCUGAAGGAGAGGGUAGAGAGACUUUCGGAACGGAAGAAUGAUCUAAAGCAGCAGCUUGAAGAUAAAGAAGCGGAGCUGGAGGAAACUAAGAAGGCAUAUAGUGCUGUUAAUAAGAAGUGGCAGGAUAAAGCAGAGCUACACAAGUUGGAAAUACAGGUCAAACAGAUGAAAGAAAAUUUUGAUGCCAAUGAAAAGAAGCUUGUUGAAGAAAGAAACAAAGCUUUGCAAGCUCAGAAGGCUACAGUAGAAAAGCUUCAUUCCAUGGAUGAUGCCUUCAGACGGCAGCAUGAGACUGUGCAGGCAGCACAACAGGCACAACUCAUUCAACUAGAAAACCAGAAGCAGAAAGAAAUUGAAGCAGCAAAAGAAAAGGUCUACCAGGUGGAAGAAGAAAUGCGUCAGCUUCUCCAAGAGACAGCAAAAAGCAAGAAAAACAUGGAAGAGAAAAUAAGAAAACUGACUCAUGCCCUCAGUGAUAUCCAGCAAGAAUUGUGAAACCAGAGAAAUGCUUAAUAAGAUAUGUGAUACUUACAACUUACCUUUCCUUCCGAAAUAAUUAGCCACAAGAUGACAAAUUCCUACUGACAAGAAUAAUUAGUUACUUGCCAGUUUAAAUCAUGUAUAAUGAUUUUGCCUGAAUGUUCACUCAUUUCUGAAUGUGACGAGUACUGAGCCAGUCACGAAGAAAUGACUGGGUUCACUUCCUUGUCCCAGCUUAAAUUCCUGAACUUUUCCAAGACUGUAAAGGAAGUAAUCCUUUUGGACCCAUGUCUAUGGAGUAGAGAAGAAAAUAAGCUUAGGCUUAUUCCUACGCCAAAUGCUUGCUAUCUAGUGAUUUCUGGAAGGUGAUAACUGCAUGCACAUCUUAAGACUUGAAAGCCAUCGUGUUUUGUAGGUCAAGACCUUUGUUUUAAAAUUUAAGGUGAUGCAAAAAUUUGAUAUAAACAUUCAAUUUGAAUUUGGAAGUUGAUUUUCUGCAAUUCCUUUUAUCCCAUUGCAGAAAAUUUGCCUCGAUAUUAAAACUGAAUUGUUCACAAUGCUUUCCAAAAUUCCACACAGUCUUAAAUGUUAAGUGAAUAGUUUUGAGCCGAGGAACAUACCUGAAGAUUUUUGGGCUCAUGAAGACAGGAAUGAGCUGAGAAACGGCUCCCCACAACAAUCAAAUACUUAGCCGUGCUCUUACGGUCAGUCACUGAGCCCCAGGGGACUUGGCAUCUAAAGGACCACACUUUCAGUAUGGUUAACCUUCUUCAAGAAAGCAAAAAAAUGGUCUUUUUUGGAGGCAUUCUUAUACUGAAAGCACCUUAGUUUUUUUGUGUGCUACAAUAAACACUUAUGUAAGCCCGUGGUAUGGUUUGAUUUCAGCUUGUACUUGUGAUGUGUUGGCUUUAACCGAACAGAAAAUCACCUUUGUAAAUUAAAAUUGUCAAGCUUCCAUUAGACGUUUUGAAUGGAUGUAAAAAAUUAAAACCAUCCACAACCCUGAUGAUUUUUCAUUUAUUAAUGUGCUAUCGAACCAUAGAGUGUGUGAAGUUUCAAUGCUGGCUCAGUGCUGACUUAGGCAAUCUCACCCAGGCAGCAUUUGGCAUCAGCAUCCCUUGACCCCAGAAAGGAAAAAUUGGCCAGUUCCUGCUGCUGCUGAAUGUUAGAUAAGAACAGAAUCAGACUCAAAUAAGGCAUCCUUCAUAGUAGACCAGCCCAAUGAUACUCAUUGUUCAGGCUCAUGUUUAUACCCAAAUAGUCACAGAAUCUGAUGCCAAGACAGGUUUCUAUUUUCAUGAGAGGAAAAAUGUGACACUAAUCUGACAACCAGAUUUUCACACAAAUCUCUUACCAGGUCAGGCUCUUACAGAACAAUAGUUCUUUGAGAAACGAUGAAGCACUUAUUUAUUUAAAAGAUGUAAAAUUAUAUCAUUCUAUUUUGUACUAUACUUAAUAAAUCAUUUUU
Molecule: messenger RNA, 4655 nt
Organism: Callorhinchus milii (elephant shark)
Lineage: Eukaryota; Metazoa; Chordata; Chondrichthyes; Chimaeriformes; Callorhinchidae
Gene: lrrcc1
Product: leucine rich repeat and coiled-coil centrosomal protein 1
Cellular component (GO): centrosome; cytoplasm
Molecular function (GO): protein binding
Source: RefSeq, a predicted model, not a curated record